GCGUUUGGCUCGUGUUUGUUGUUUAUGAGGAUUAGAAAGCUACACCCUGGAAGAGUGGCCUGGAUAGUCACACAUCUGGAGUCAUGAAGCAACUGCCAGUUGAAACUGUCCGGCUGCUCUCCAGCUCCCAGGUCAUCACUUCUGUGGUGAAUGUUGUCAAAGAGCUGACAGAAAAUUCCUUGGACGCAGGCGCUUCAAGCAUCGAUAUCAAACUGGAGAACUUUGGCUUGGACCGGAUCGAAGUGCGGGACAAUGGCCAUGGAAUCAAAGCUGCGGAUACUCCCGUGAUGGCCGUGAGGCAUUUCACCUCCAAGAUCUGCAGCCACGAAGAUCUGGAGCAUUUGGAAACCUACGGCUUCAGGGGGGAGGCAAUGGGCUCCAUCUGUGCCGUGGCAGAGGUUUCUGUAACAACAAAGACAGAAGAAGACGACAUCAGCACCCAGUACAUGCUCGACUUUACGGGGAAAAUACUUUCUCAGAAGCCAUCUCACCUGGGUCAAGGUACAUCUGUGAGUGUAAUGAAACUUUUCAAGAAUCUUCCUGUGAGAAGGCAGUACUACUCCUCCACAAAGAGGUGCAAAGAGGAACUAAAGAAAGUGCAGGACCUGCUCAUGGCCUUCGCCAUCGUAAAACCUGAGCUGAGACUCGUGCUGGUUCAUAACAAGGUGGUGGUCUGGCAGAAGGCCAGGGCUGUGGACAGCAGAAGUGCCCUCCUGGCCACGCUGGGACCCGGUGCCGUUGCUAACUUGUUCCCAGUUCACCAGCACCGAGAGCAACCAGAGAUUGUUUUAGAUGGGUUUUUCCCAAAGCCUGGAGCUGAAUACUCCUCCACGAGUUCAUCCAACCCUGACAAAACCUUUAUAUUUGUCAACAACCGGCCAGUCCAGCUGAAGGAAAUAAUGAAGCUGCUCCGUCAGCACUACUCUGCCCAGUACAGGGACGACGCGGUCCGGCAGCGAUACCCCACCCUCACGCUUAAGAUCACCGUCUCCCCCUCCUCAGUGGACGUCAAUCUUACACCGGACAAGACCCAGGUUCUUCUCCAUCACAAGGAAGCUGUUUUGGCUGCAUUGGAAGAAUUGCUCGUUUCCCUUUACGGCCCUCAACCUGCCGCUGACCUACCGGCUGUGAAGCCGCCCGGCCAUGACACUUUUCUCCCCCCGUGCAGUCCUAUGCAAACCGAUGCUUCCAAAGAAGAAAAGGACCGGAGCACGGACGGGGAAGCCCAUCCGACCGGUCAACGUGACGCCAGCGGCCAGAAAGAUGUGCAAAACGACAAAGCUUUGUCACCCUCACUGGAGCGGCAGCCCUCGAACUGCAGCUCCUCGUCCUCUAUCGCAGAUGACUGGAUCGUGAACCAGAUCCCAGCGGAGUUCAACUCCAGUUUGCCGCUUUUCGACGAUGAAACGGCCCCGAGUUGCUCUCAGGCCGACGAAAUGGACCCGACCAACGAAUCUCCAGAGAGCCCCGCGCACGCAGACGCAAGCAAACAGCACAUCCCCGCCGAGGACUGGAGUCGAGGGACGGCGCUGACCGACCCGGCCACCGGCGAGCCUCUGGAGCCCGUCCGGAUCCACCUGCCCUCCAGGGGCAGCCCCCCUGACCCGGCCAGAAAGCCGCUCAACGCCAUCGUGGAGAAGCGGGCGGCCCUGACCGCCUACCACAUGAUCAGCAGCCGCGCCGUCAGGGCGCCGCUGUCCCCCGCCGCCCUGUUCGAGAAGGAGGCCAGGGCCCAGGUCCUCCGGGAGAAGCCGGCAGCCAGCCUGCAGGAGAUCAGCCUCGCCGUCCACCAGAGGUGGAAAAAUCUGGGGGAGGACGGCCGUAAGAAGUACGAAGACAAAGCCAAAAGGCAGGCGGAGCAGCACCACCAGAAGGCCCGGUGGGCCGAGGCUCCCCGGGAGCCCGCUUUGAGCCCCCCAGGGGGCCAGGCGCAGGGUCAGAAACGCAAGGCCCCUCCGUCCAACCAGCGGCUCCUCGACGAGCUCUUCGGCGAGCGGCCCCAGAAGAAGACCAGGACCCCGGACCCCAAGCCCUCGCGGCCCCUCCCCUGCAGCGUGGCCGCCCUCCGCCUCCAGCUCCAGCGCCUCUCCUCCCAGAGCCGCGCGGCGCCGCGGGGCCUCCGCCUUGUAAACCGGCUGGCCUCUCAGAGCGCCUGGGUCAUUUUACGCGGUCAGAGGCUCAUGUUGUUAAACCCAUUCCGAGUGGAGGAGACCUUGCUGUUUAAGAGACUUCUAGAGAAUAAUAUACUUCCAGCCGUGAGUCUGCAGAACCCCGUGCAGCUCACAGAUGGAAGUUUAGGAGGAGCUCAAUAUACUGAGGCUUUGUGCAACAUGGAGCUACAGAAACCUGAGCUGAGUGGAGAGGCCUUCUUUUCUGAUCCCAGGCUUUUGGCUAAUGGCUUUAAAAUCAAACUCACUCCAGGCACCAUGUCAGCGGAGAGACAUCUGGAAGUGACGGCAAUGGCAGACUGCGUGCCUUUUCUUGGUGUAGAAGACCUGAGGGAGAUCCUGACAGGCGUUCUUCACCGGAAGGCCUUGACUGUGAAAGAGAGCCGGCCACUUAAAGUCACAAACUACCUCCAAGGUGAGGCGGUUCGACUGGCCCGUCAGCUGCCCACCAAUCUAUCCCGGGAGGAUGUGGAAGAAACCCUCAGACGGAUGGAAAGGCAGCUGGGUCACAGUAGCCGCUCCUGUAUCCAUGGACGGCCAUUUCUCCAGCAUUUAAUUGACAUUCCCUCUUCAGACAAGGAAGCAGAAGCCCUGUUCAGACCUCUAGAGUUGUGACAUAAAAGAAAACCUGCACAAUAUCUAUGAAAUUCUCUUAGAUGUUUGUCAUUCCACUUCAGAUACUUGGUUUGUUGCUGUUCCUCAUCAAUUCUGUUUGUAACUACAACACUUAACUGAUUGUUAAUGUCUUUGUAAAAACAUUAUUUUGUGAAUAACAGCACAUGAAUAAACAUUUUGCCACAGAACACAUGAAACUUGACUUUACCCUUACUUUGUGAUAACUAAAAUACUAUGAAUAAUUGGUGAGAAAGAGCUCAAUGAGCUACUGAGCUCAAAAAGUAUUGAUGAG
Messenger RNA from Menidia menidia (Atlantic silverside), 3075 nucleotides. NCBI's taxonomy places the organism in Eukaryota, Metazoa, Chordata, Actinopteri, Atheriniformes, Atherinopsidae. The record is from the annotation of a GenBank genome assembly.